Phragmites australis (common reed) is the source of this 807-nucleotide messenger RNA. RefSeq lists its product as uncharacterized. NCBI's taxonomy places the organism in Eukaryota, Viridiplantae, Streptophyta, Magnoliopsida, Poales, Poaceae. Bases 1 to 807 code for a protein of 268 amino acids. The transcript has 2 exons. The record is from RefSeq and is a predicted model, not a curated record.
AUGCACUUUCACAUUGUCGAGGUGUUCGGUGACGAGUACCUCCGGGCGCCGAACAAGGAGGACACUGCUCGAUUGCUGGAUAUGAACCAGCGUCGAGGGUUCCCCGGGAUGCUUGGAAGCAUCGAUUGCAUGCACUGGAGGUGGAAGAACUGUCCCACGGCGUGGUCCGGUUCGUUCAGGGGCCAUGUCAAUGCACCGACUAUCAUUCUAGAGGCUGUGGCGUCGCAGGACCUAUGGAUUUGGCAUGCCUUCUUCGGGAUGCCAGGUUCAUUGAAUGACAUCAAUGUGCUGCACCGAUCUCAUCUCCUUGACAACCUUGCUGGGGGAGUAGCACCCAAGGUACAGUACUCUAUUAAUGGCCACCAUUACACGAUGGGGUACUAUCUUGCAGACGGGAUCUAUCUAGAGUGGGCGGCAUUUGUGAAACCCAUACCAGCUCCAGUAGGCCUGAAGCAUCAACACUUCGUGGUGCAGCAGGCGGCUGCACGAAAGGAUGUUGAGCGGGCAUUUGGAGUGUUGCAGUCCAGGUUUCCCAUAGUCCGUGGAGCGGCGAGGUUGUGGGAUCAAGAAACCCUCAGCGACGUAAUGACAGCGUGUAUCAUCAUGCACAACAUGAUAAUCGAGGAUGAGAGAACGGCCGGGGCUCUCAAAUACGUCUACGAGGGUUCGGGCGAGGACGCGGUGCCGUCUCACGAACCAACCCCCCCCUCCCGCUUGAAGCAUUUAUGGAAAGACAUCCCUGCGCACUUGCAGUUCAAGCACCACGGCUGCUACUCGGUCCAGGAGUUCACACGCAUACAGGUGUAG